Rhagoletis zephyria (snowberry fruit fly) is the source of this 711-nucleotide messenger RNA. The record is from RefSeq and is a predicted model, not a curated record. NCBI's taxonomy places the organism in Eukaryota, Metazoa, Arthropoda, Insecta, Diptera, Tephritidae.
AUGAUUGCCUUUGCGAAUGCUGAAACAAAGCAAAAGAACCGCACUUUAGACUGCCUAAAGAGGCUAAUGUCUAUCUAUGAGAACCUAAUUUUGAGCCAAUUCUUCCUCAGCCUUAGCACGUCUGUUUUCGAUUAUUCAGGCUCAAUUCUGUCCUUCGUCAUCAUUGCUAUACCGAUUUUUGGUGGAACAUUUGAUCACCUGAGCAAAGCCGAACUGAGUCAUACAAUUAGCUCAAAUACCUUCAUUUGCCUAUACCUGAUCAACUGCUUCAGCAAGGUACUCGAUAUAUCAUCCAACUUUGGCCAAGUUAAUGGAUUCGGCUACAGAAUCACCGAGUUGUUGGAUUCUUUUAAGGAGAAUAAUCGACAAAAGUUUGACUAUUCAAACACUUUAAGUAGCGAAUCGCCAGAGCUUCUAAUGCAGUUUUCUGAUGUACAUGUUAUAAUGCCAUCGAGCACAGACCAACAGCUGUGUGCCAUAAAAAAGUUGAGUUUUGAAGUAAAAGCAGGAGAAAACGUGCUCAUAACCGGUGACUCUGGCCAGGAGAAAACAGCUAUACUACGCAUCAUUAAAGGUUUCUGGCCAAUUUCCAGUGGCAGCAUUAAAUGUCGCCUAAACUUGAAUGAUAGUCGCCAGGUCAUGAUAGUGUGCUACAACUCAAAGCUACAAAACUUUUUUCAACAAGUACGUAUUUACAGCCAGCCCACUUGA